Molecule: messenger RNA, 2159 nt
Organism: Nylanderia fulva
Lineage: Eukaryota; Metazoa; Arthropoda; Insecta; Hymenoptera; Formicidae
Source: RefSeq, a predicted model, not a curated record
AUAAAAUUGUAAAAAGAAGUGGAGGAUCUAUUUUAUUCAUGAGGGUUCAAUCCAAGUGCACACGUAGUCGCUGAGAUCUUAUAUGCGCAAGUGAUAUAUGGUGAAUAUGAGAGCGAUUCAGCUCACCGCAAUACUCCUCAUCGUGGCAAUAUUGUCCGCUGCAGCUGCGAAUAAUAUCAGCGAACAAUGCAAGGUUCACAAUGAGAGUUGGAUUACGUGUAGCUGCAUCGGAAACGAGGAAUUUUACCUACCGGAGGAAUAUGAUUACACGCAUAUUACCAGAAUGUCUAUCACGGGGUGCGUCUCAGUGAAUCUUCAUUACUCGAGUCUACCGGAAGCAGUUGACCUCGAGGAGCUAAUAGUCCAGGAUAUCAGCAGUCAACUAAUCUUCAACAUCUUCAUCUCGUCGAAACGGAUGAAGCUGCUGAAACUAUCGAACAUCGGUCGGAUACCGAAGAUCUACAACCUUACGUUUAUGAAUAUUGUAUCAAUCGAAAAGUUUGAGAUGACGAAUACACUUAUCGAGAACUUCGACGAGGAUUUCAACUACAUUAACGUGGCGCAUCUUCUCAUGACCAACGUCACGAUUAAGCGGAUCCACAAGUUGAACUUCUCCGAGAAGGGAAAGACUUUGAGCAUCGUCAACAGCGAGUUGAGGAACGUCGAAACGUCCCUGAACAUCGCCAACUUCCUGAACAUCGAGAUCAUUGGUUCCAAGUUCGAGCUGCAGAAACCGGGUCUGGUGUCCAUCCAGAGCGACGUGACGGUCGUGAAGAACAGCGUCUUCACGAACGUGAGCAUGAAUCUGGUGGCUAAGGAGGCGAUCACGAUAAACGGCAUCUGUGCUAUCGGCAAAAGCACCCUGAGACUCGCGUCCAAGUACAUCGACAGCACGAACAAUCGUCUGCCGAACGAGAUCGCCUAUCCGAGGGACAACAAUCAGAAGCCAGAGUUCUUCACGAAUCGUAAUAACACGGUUUGCAAAGCAGGCAACUGCAAGUGCCUGAUGAACAACGGGCAGACUUCGUGUCAAUUAAUCAUCCCGACGUUUAUUUUCGGCUGCUUGUUAAUAUCAUUACUAUCGAGAAGCUUUCAAUAAUUAUAUUGUAUUUUGUAAUUUGAAAAAAAUAUUUGGUCGCUAUGUCGCGUACAAAAUAAUUCCGAAGGGAAUAUCUGAAUUUUUCUGGACUUCGAAUUUUGUUUUGUGUGGAUUAUAUAUACAUAUAUUGUUGUGCAAUGUAAUUACUCAGCUUUGAUGCGACUUAUAGAAAAAAAUCCAUUUUACUGAAUUCUUGAUUUAGUUGCUUUUCCUUUUAUAUAAAAUAACAAAAUUUUUAUAUAAACAAAAUAUAAUUAAAUCUUAAUUAAUUUAUUGUAAUUAAAUUAAGAUAGAGAAAUUAGGAUGUGCGUGUUAGAUAGGAGAAUUAGAAGUAGUACAAGAUUAAACUUAAUAAAUUGAUGAAUUAAACUUAAUAAAUCAUUUAAGUUAAUAUAAAUUAUAGUGGAUAAAUUGCGAGCGCUUAAAUAUAGUACUUUGUAUAAUUGUGUAAUAUUAUUAAAAUUAUAAUUUAUUUGUCAUUUAUACAUAUAUACAGAAAAAAGUACGCAAUAAUUCCUUAAACGUGUCAAUCUAUAUGUAUUAUUAGUGUAGAAACAUAUUUUUUUGUUUUAAUAUUUUGUUGUAGAAAAAUAAGAUGUAUGUGUUAAAAUACAAAAAAAAGUUUCGGUAUUUUAUUUAUUUGGAAUUCGGUUCGGUAAAAAUUGUGUAUUUAACGAUGAUUUAAUAAAAGAUUUUAUUGCAUAUCCCUUUAAUGUUUGUUAACAAACACUAAAGGCAUGCAAUAAAAAAAUUUUUGUUUGUUAAAAACACUUUUUGUUAACAAAACAAUUUGUUAAAGAGACAAACUCAAUCUAAAGAUAUUCAAUAUAUUUGAAUAGAGAGAUAGAAUUCCAAAGAUGUAACACUGCUGUAGCUUGAGUAUUUAAGUUUUGAAUCUUACAAAAUCAUUGCUACAUAACGUUAUUAUUGUUGUCAAGUAUGUACAAGUUUUUAAUGUAUGUAACAUCAUUAUGAACAAACUUUGACAUCGAUUUAGAGAUUUCGAUAAUGUUGAACUUAACGUUUUUAUCAGAUGUACCAAUAAAAUGUAUUAUAUCAA